AUGGAGAUAAGACAUUGGACAAUUGUGAUUUUAAUCACUGUCGGGAUUGGUUUCUCCGAAAGUUGCUGGGCCUCUUUCAGCUGUACCCCUUGUCUCUGUCGUGAUGACGCGAAGGGUGGUAUAACUGCCAACUGUUCCAACCAAGGACUAAACAAAAUCCCUAUCACCAUUCCAGAUAACGUAACCUCGUUGUUGCUAAGCCACAACAUCUUCAGCCAGGUUGAGCCCGGAGCCGUUAAACGUUUUCGCAGCUUACAGCAUCUGGAUCUGUCUUUCAAUAAAAUCACCUCAUUACACAGGGACUCUCUGGUCGGUGUCGAGAUGUUGAAGACACUGAGUUUUCAUGGGAAUAACAUUAACCUCACACAAACAACCUAUCCCAAAGAUGUAUUCCUCCAUCAGAAGCAAUUGGUCAUGCUGGACAUUAGCAAAAAUGAUAACUCCUAUUCAGGAUCCGACUACCCUGACAAGACACUAAUGGGUUUGACGUCUCUGCAAACACUCAUUGUAGAUGGACUAUUGAAUGCCACUUUUGGAGAGGGUUUUGCAUCUCUUACAAAACUUACCCAUUUGAAUCUCUCUGGACAGAAAGGUUAUUGCGGGAUCAGACACUUGUCCAAUAAUGCCUUCACCAAUCUGCCUUCUCUUCGGCUCCUGAAUAUCAGCUCCUGUAGACUCAACAUUAUUGACAGAUCGACUUUCUCUCCUUUGAAAAGUAUUUCUAUCUUGGAUGUAUCAGAUAAUGAAUAUCUUGGAUUUGAUAGACUCGGAGAAUCCUUUUAUGGCCUUAGACAUUCUUCUAUUCGUGUUCUUAAUGCUAAUCAUAUCGUACCAACGUUUGCCAUUGCUAUAACAUUGAAAGCAAAGCAUGUGCAAUACCUGAAUGGCACAGGUAUCAAACAUAUGGAUUUUGCUUCAGACAGGAUUGAACUGAUUGAAACUGAAGUUUUGUCAAUAUUGUCAUCAUUGGAAACUAUUAACGUGGGUGGAAACCGAUUCACUUUUGGGACGUAUCUUCUAGGCUUUGACAGGAUGGUAACUCUGACAGAACUUCAUGCUGCGAACCAAUAUGGUUCACAUGUUCCACCUAUAAUAACAGACUUUCCUUACCAAAACAAAGGCAUCAAGUUCCCAAAACGUAUUGAUGAUACUAAUAACAUUUCACAACAUACUGGGCAUCUUUCCAGUUUGAACAAAAUUACUUUAGAUAACUCUGAAACGAACUUCAUAUCUGAGGACGUCAAGCGAAACAUAUAUUGGUACAGUUUUCCUUCAACAACAGAAUAUUUUAAGUUGAUGGAUGCACAACAAAAGGGAUACACAUGUCUGAAAAACGUUUUGGACUUUCAUAUAAAAAUUCCAAUGCCUCCAAUCUUGACAUAUAUCAAUGUGUCCAAUAGUAGACUAGCUUUCGAAAUCCCACAGAUUGAUUUAUACCACAAUAAAGUGAAGACACUUGACUUCUCAAAAAAUCUCCUGACAAAAUGGCAUGGUCCCGUGUCUCCCAUUGACAGAUUAGAGUUCUUAGACUUGUCUCAGAACUUUUGCAAUUUCAUGUCCAGUCAUUUUCUCAGUAAGGCCUACGCACUUCGUCAACUUAACAUCAGCCACAAUUACCUCGCUUUAUCCUUACAGAAUGACACCGUUGGCAAAUUGUUUCAAAAUGUAACUAAUCUGCUGGUUCUAAACAUUGCUUAUAAUUUGGCAGGAAUUCUACCCUUUUCCCUCUUUAAACAUCAACAUCGACUAGAAUAUCUAGAUCUCAGCUGGAAUCUUAUCACAUCAUGGACGGUCCAGAUAAGUCACAUGAAGAACCUUUCCUACUUGGACAUGUCGAACAAUCGGUUUGUAGACCUACCAAUUACACUUCGAAGCCAAAUUGAUGAAAUCAUGAAGAACAGAAAUGAAGACUUUCAUCUGAAGAUCAGUGGAAACUUGUUCAAAUGUGACUGUUCAAGUUUAGAUUAUUUCCAGUGGAUGUUGAAGAAAGAUGUACUGGUGGAAGAUAUCAAUACAACACAGUGCCAGAUGGAUGACGGGACAUACGUCAGCCUGAAAAACCUAGAGGACAUUGUGCUGAACCUUCAACUAAGAUGUCACACAAUACUGCCGAUCAUAGGUGGGUCGGUAGCAGGGAUGGUGGUGUUCUUCACUAUUGUAAUAGCUGGCAUCAUCUACCGUUACCGAUGGAAGCUGAGAUACAUGUACUACUCCACCCGGAGAAGGUACAGAGGCUACCAGAGAUUGACUGGAGAGGAAGACAACUUCACUUAUGAUGCCUUUGUCUCAUAUGCUGACGAGGACAGGGACUUCGUGGUGCAGGAUAUGCGCAACGUUCUUGAGAGGAUACAUGGAGUGCGACUGUGCAUACAUCACCGAGAUUUCAUGGUUGGAGAGGCCAUCACUGCCAAUAUCUUAAACGCCAUACAAUCAAGCCGUAAAACCAUUGUUAUUUUGUCUCCAAGUUUCCUCAAGAGUUCCUGGUGUGAUUAUGAAGUCCACAUGGCCAAACUUGAGAGUAUCCACACUGGAAGGGAUGUUCUGUGCGUCGUGUGGUAUAUUGAUGUGCCUGACAACAAAGCUUUAACUGAAGACAUCUCCUUUGAAAUUGAACAUGGUACCUAUCUCAGAUACCCAAAUAAUGGCGAGGACGUGGAAUCGUUUUGGCAAAAUCUUAAAGAAGCAAUAGUCCAAUAAGGACAGUCGGAGAUAAUACACGAACUCUGAUAUUGUGAACUGUCUUUAAUAAAUGUCCUAAUGUAUUCUAAUUAAAUUUGAUGUUGAUAUGCGUUUGAUAAUUGUCAUGUAUUCUGAUCAGAUUUGAUGUUGACAGAUGUGUUUGAUAUCAUUAUGUGAUCUGACAAUGCUUGAUCUCGAUGAGUGUUUGAUGUCAUUAUGUCACCUAAAAAGGUUUGAUGUUGACAGAUGUGUUUGAUAUCAAUAUGUGAUCUGACAAUGCUUGAUCUCGAUGGGUGUUUGAUAUCAUUAUGUAACCUAACAAGGCUUGAUGUUGAUAUGUGUUUGCCAUCAAUAUGUGAUCUGACAAUGCUUGAUCUCGAUGAGUGUUUGAUAUCAUUAUGUCACCUAACAAGGCUUGAUGUUGACAGAUGUGUUUGAUAUCAAUGCUUGAUCUCGAUGGGUGUUUUAUGUCAUUAUGUCACCUAACAAGGCUUGAUGUUGAUAUGUGUUUGCCAUCAAUAUGUGAUCUGACAAUGCUUGAUCUCGAUGGGUGUUUGAUAUCAUAUGUAACCUAACAAGGCUUGAUGUUGACAGAUGUGUUUGAUAUCAAUAUGUGAUCUGACAAUGCUUGAUCUCGAUGAGUGUUUGAUGUCAUUAUGUCACCUAACGAGGCUUGAUGUUGAUAUGUGUUUGAUAUCAAUAUGUGAUCUGACAAUGCUUGAUCUCGAUGAGUGUUUGAUAUCAUAUGUAACCUAACAAGGCUUGAUUUUGAUAUGUAAUCCAUAUAGGCGAGCUGUACACGAUUGCUUGGUGUACUUCCCUAGCGAGUUUUACGCAGAAGUGCUUGGUAUUCUUACCUAGAUUUGUCCUAUAGACGAAUUGUACGCAGAUGCACAUGGUUUACUUUCCUAGCUAUGUCUUAUGGGCAAGCUGUAUACGGGUGCACCUGGUACAACUUUACUAGCUAUGUCUAAUGGGCAAGCUGUAUACGGGUGCACCUGGUACAACUUUACUAGCUAUGUCUUAUGGGCAAGCUGUAUACGGGUGCACCUGGUACAACUUUACUAGCUGUGUCUUAUGGGCAAGCUGUAUACGGGUGCACCUGGUACAACUUUACUAGCUGUGUCUUAUGGGCAAGCUGUACACUGAUGGAAUACAUUAGUCAGUAUUAUUUCUGUACUAAAAUAUGCUUGUUAAAUUGCUUUUUUAUGUAGCUUUUAUGUACUGUUGACAUAUGUUCUUUGAUUAUAAAUUCAUAGGCUGUUACCGUCGUUGAAACAAUACCGACGAAUUGUUGAAUAGGAAUUCACUCACAUUAUUCAGAAUUGUGUCAUAAUUUUGAUAUAGAAUAACAU
Molecule: messenger RNA, 4034 nt
Organism: Haliotis rufescens (red abalone)
Lineage: Eukaryota; Metazoa; Mollusca; Gastropoda; Lepetellida; Haliotidae
Product: toll-like receptor 4
Exons: 1
Coding region: 1-2697 (898 amino acids)
Biological process (GO): toll-like receptor signaling pathway; immune response; inflammatory response
Cellular component (GO): membrane
Molecular function (GO): transmembrane signaling receptor activity; protein binding
Source: RefSeq, a predicted model, not a curated record